Orbicella faveolata is the source of this 2062-nucleotide messenger RNA. RefSeq lists its product as uncharacterized. Lineage: Eukaryota; Metazoa; Cnidaria; Anthozoa; Scleractinia; Merulinidae. The record is from RefSeq and is a predicted model, not a curated record. Gene Ontology annotation, cellular component: intracellular anatomical structure.
GAUAGAAACACGUUACAUGUUUUCUUUUUCCUGAUCAACGUUUAUUUUUAUUUACAAUAGUAAUAACAUCCCUGAUGGAGAUUUUACGUGUCAAAACAUAACAUUUCACACGAGCAUACAUUGUGCAUACUAAAAGUGAGCAGUUGAACCUCCAAAAAUAAACUUGGGGGUCGGCAGCUAAGCCCUCCCAAAAUCUUAUUUGGGGAGGAGGGUCUCUUAACCUUUUUCUUCAGGGUAACAAUGAGCUCAGUGGAGUUAUUGCUGUGGUUCUUUAAUCUUGUGUCCAUGACUUUAAUAUCAAAACAAUAAAGUUCUGUUUCGAUCCAGUGUUUUCUUCUCAAUCUGUACGGAUUUUACUUUUGGCCAGUCCCACUAAGAUUCUGACCACGGUACUGUCGUUUCUAAGAAUGAAUGAUUUUCGCUCAGUAUCACGACCUAUCACACAUAGCUCUUUCGGCAGAUGGGAAAAAAAUAUCGUUUUUAAAAGGUUUAGGGUGGCCAAAUGUAUGGUAAUGCACAUGCGAUAGAAAUGAAGGGGAGAUUACAAUGCAUGUUACAUGCAUGGAAAACUAAAUUAGUGGAAGCUAUGUGACAAAUUCUCAUGACGUACAUGCUGCUAGGCGUAAUGGCGGACGAACUUCUCAAAACGCUUAAUCUUGUCCCGCUUCCAUUGGGAGGCUUCUAUGCGGAAUCCCUUCACGCAACAACCAAGAUUAAACCUUUGGACAACUCUGAACGAGAAGUUAGGGACGCGUAUUCCGUAAUUUACCUUCUUUUACGGGGAUCGGAUAUAAACGUUUGGCACAAAAUGAAGUCUGAAGAGACCUAUUUCCACCAUAAAGGCAGCCAUAUUAUUCUGCACAUGAUAUCGGAAGACGGCAGUUACGAGACGAAAUUUAUCGGAGACCCAAUGGUGGAUAGUAAAGCACGAUUUCACUGUCAUGUGCCGAAGAAUGUGUGGUUUGCUUUGGAGUUGGAAGACAAGAAUAGUUAUUGCGUGUUCAGCGAGGCUGCAGGACCUGGCUUUGAGUAUGAGGACUGUGAAGUUGGCGAGAGAGAAAAGAUGCUGGAGAUGUUUCCACAGCAUAAAGAACUUAUCGAGAAGUUCUGUCUGAAUUAGCGGAUAAAAAAUACAACUGUGCAUACUUUCUAUUGAUCCACUGAGAAAUGAAAAAUUCUUUUGAUUAUCCCGGUAGAUUAUCCAGAAGUAGUUAAAUAUGUCUGGUAAUCAGAAGAUAAACUCUGUAAUGAUCUUGAGUGCUAGAAAGAGCAGGUCAGUCUACCAUGGUCAUUUUAUGGCUGAGUAGGUAUGAUUUAUUGAAGGGUACACAAUGAGUGAGCCACAAACAGAUAGCCUCCUUCGCGGAGUCGCUCUUUGGGCUCAUCAUGUAACCUUCCUCCCCAGAUUGCAUGGCAAGUCCAAAGAGCAUCUGCAUAGGAAACAGCCAUGAGCUACAAACAGAAGGAAAUUCAACAACUACUUCCAGCUCAAAAAAUUACUAUUGAGUUGAUUAUCUGAUUAAUAAUAAUUAAAAAUUUUUUUAAGAGGAUGGUCCCAUCACUUAAAAGUGGUUUUCAGAGAGGUCCUUAAACAAAAAAUCUUCAUAAAAGCACAGGUGGCCCAAGCUUGGGAAGCCUGUGAUAAAAGUCAAGAUAAAAGUUAAAAAGUGAAAAGAUAAAGAUUACAGCUUGUCUCAUAUAAGGGCUUUGGAUCUCUCACACCUAUCUGUCUGUCUGUUUGCCUGUCUGUCAUGGACAGUAAAUUAGUUGUCCACAGGCAGCGGAAGCUCACAAUGUGAGGUGUUUUUUUUUACUUUUAUAUGAACGUUCAGUGAAGCGUGACAUAUGGCAUGUACUAUUACAUAAUGACCGAAUUUGACUGCGCAAAAUGUGACUCUUGCCUUGCAGCAUAAGGAGGUGUUGGGUUUCCACUACUAAAAGUGGAAACCCACAGAAUGAUAACUUGCCAGAAUGCAUUAGAUUGGCCUGAGGAGCUGGCAAACAACAAAGAAUACAACACAGCAACAGGGUAAGUAGAUUUUAUUCAAAAACUAUAAGAAUA